Messenger RNA from Mizuhopecten yessoensis (Yesso scallop), 1438 nucleotides. RefSeq names its product G patch domain-containing protein 11-like. The record is from RefSeq and is a predicted model, not a curated record. Bases 69 to 971 code for a protein of 300 amino acids. Gene Ontology annotation, cellular component: kinetochore. The transcript has 6 exons. Lineage: Eukaryota; Metazoa; Mollusca; Bivalvia; Pectinida; Pectinidae. Gene Ontology annotation, molecular function: nucleic acid binding.
UCAUAGAGUUAGUUUCACUUUAGAAUUAUCUCCCUUCACAAGUGAUAAUGCCGACGACAACAUAAGACAUGUCCAACGAUUCAGAAGAGGAUGAUUACAUGUCCGAUGCAAUAUUACAACAAUGCAAAGACACGAGGCCUGGAUUAGUGUCCUCCAGACAAGCUAAGAACUACCAGAGAGAAGAGAAAGAAAAGCAAGCUAAAAUCAACAAUACAUUCAAGCCAAAAAAAGUUAUAGAAAAUGAGAAGAGAGAGGAGGGACUUCAGUCAGCCAUUGGCAGUGAAAACAAGGGCUUCGCUCUCCUUGCCAAAAUGGGCUACAAACCAGGAACAGCUCUGGGCAAACGUGGAGAAGGCCGUUCAGAGCCUGUGCCUAUAGAACUGAAGAACGGUCGAGGAGGAUUGGGCCGAGACACAGAAGUCAAGAGAAAACAGGCUCAGGCUGUGGCCUUUCGUGCAAUGGUCAGUCACAAACGGCAGAAGAUGGAGCUUCGACAGAAACAACAUUUUGUGGCAAAUAUGAGCAACAGAUUCUCAGAGCAACAGGCAGAAAGAGAUUUAUAUAAGAGUCAGAAAGUGUGUGAGCAACUAGAUUCUCAGAAGGAUAUUACAGAGCCAGAACUUUACUACUUCUGGCCGGCUUCUCACCUAAAGAAAUUAAAAAAGAAGGCACAGCAGCAUGUUCGGGAUGAGUGUGAUUUGGACGAUGAUUUCAAUGAUGAAAGAGAUGAUGCUAUACCAAAAAAUCCAUUACGAUCAAUACAUGAUUUUGAAGAGGAGGAGGAAGAGGAGGAGGAGGAGGAAGAGGAAGAAAUUAUAGACACAGUGACAACAGAAGAAAAGCUUCAGAUUUUAACUAAAUACCUGCGGACUAAUUAUAUCUACUGUGUAUGGUGUGGCACUAGAUACGACGAUGCGGAGGAUUUGAACUCAUCUUGUCCAGGGAGUACAGCAGAAGCUCAUGAUGAAUGAUACCACAAUGGUUAAGGGGAUAGCUUUGGACAAAGAGAAAUUGGAUACUCUUUUGUUUGGUUGUUGAUACAAGUAGUAAGGAAUUUCUUCCAGUGACCUCAGUUCAACGUUAAAGGUCACAUACAGGAUGACCUUAUUGACCUCCAUUCAAAUGGUCACACCCAUGACCUUCUGGCGACCUCCAUUCAACAUUGGUUACACCCAUGACCUUUUGGUGACCUCCAGUCGACAUUGAUGGUUACACAUAGAGGUUUUAGUGACCACUGUUCAACUGUGAAGACACACGUUGGGCAAUAUUCAAAGGACCUUCAAUCAACACAUUGAAGCACAUAAACUUAUGAAUGGCCAAGAGACCUGCAUUGUCUGAUGUUUGUCUUGUAGAUUUUAAUUUCCUCCUCCGCUGAUGAGCUGUAUAAGCAGCUAGACAGCUUAUGACUUGUUACAGCAGUGCUGCAGACAGUAAAUAU